Molecule: messenger RNA, 1100 nt
Organism: Oryctolagus cuniculus (rabbit)
Lineage: Eukaryota; Metazoa; Chordata; Mammalia; Lagomorpha; Leporidae
Gene: PIH1D1
Product: PIH1 domain containing 1
Biological process (GO): rRNA processing; box C/D snoRNP assembly
Cellular component (GO): cytoplasm; R2TP complex; ribonucleoprotein complex
Source: RefSeq, a predicted model, not a curated record
AUCUACUUGGGACGAAGCCUCAGUUCAAAGAUCAGAGGGAGUCUCUCAGGAUUGCCGUUGAGAUUAAGGUUCAAAGGUGUGGCGGCCCUGAGUGGAGUGUGGCUGUAUCGAUACAGGAAGUGUGGCCUUUGGCUCGCGCUCGCGCGCUCUCUCAGGGGUCAUGGCGGAUUCGAGGCUUCUCGCGCCGGAGCUGAGCGAGGCGGAGACGAUGGGUGCCGAGACGGCGCGGUUUGAGGAGCUGCUGCUGCAGGCCUCUAAGGAGCUGCAGCAAGCCCAGACAGCAAGGCCAGAAUCUACGCAGAUCCAGCCACAGCCCGGCUUCUGCAUCAAGACCAGCUCGCCGGCGGACGGGAAGGUCUUCAUCAACAUCUGCCACUCGGCCUCCAUCCCCCCGCCGGCCGACAUGACCGAGGACGAGCUGCUCCGAGUGCUGGAGGAGGACCAGGCCGGCUUCCGCAUCCCCAUGAGCCUGGGGGAGCCUCACGCCGAGCUCGAUGCAAAAGGCCAGGGCUGCACCGCCUACGACGUAGCCGUCAACAGCGACUUCUACCGGAGGAUGCAGAACAGCGAUUUCCUACGGGAGCUCGUGGUCACCAUCGCCAGGGAGGGCCUUGAGGACAAGUACAGCCUGCGGCUGAAUCCGGAGUGGCGCCUGCUGAAGAACCGGACUUUCCUGGGCUCCAUCUCGCAGCAGAACAUCCGCGCCCGGCAGCGGCCCAGGAUCGAGGAGCUGGGGAGCCUGUCCACGCCCACCUCUCCGGGAGCCGGGGGCGGCCCUGAGAAGCCUCGCCUGAGUCUCUGGCUGGAAGCCCCUGACCUCCUCCUGGCCGAAAUUGACCUCCCCAAACUGGACGGAGCGCGGGAGCUGUCGCUGGAGAUUGGGGAGAGCCGCCUGGUGCUGGGGGGCCCCCAGCAGCUGUACCACCUGGAUGCCGCCAUCCCCCUGCGGAUCAGCACCGCUGAGAGCCGGGCGGCCUUCCACCGCAAGAGGAAGCAACUGCUGGUGUCCAUGCCCCUGCUGUCCGUGCCCUCCUGACCCGAGGGCGUGUGGAAAGACCGGUGGCUCUCCUGACGUUGAAAUAAAAGGUCUUUGACUCUGC